Bombus pascuorum is the source of this 423-nucleotide messenger RNA. RefSeq lists its product as uncharacterized. The record is from RefSeq and is a predicted model, not a curated record. Lineage: Eukaryota; Metazoa; Arthropoda; Insecta; Hymenoptera; Apidae. The transcript is spliced from 2 exons. The coding region runs from base 1 to 423 and encodes 140 amino acids.
AUGUCAGCAGUAUACUGUCCUCCUAGACAUUCUAUCUCUAAAGAGGACUUCGAUAACCUCGGCAAUAGAUUCAUAGCAGGAGGAGACUACAACACUAAACAUACCCAAUGGGGCAGCAGACUUAUUACAGUAAGAGAUCAUUCACCAGUAAUAGCAAUAAUUAACUCAACAAUUACUGAAAAUUUACCUAAUGGCUUCAUUCACAACCAACUCACCAACUGGCAACUCUUUAGAGAAUUCUUCAAUCACACAACAGCCUCAAUCCGCUUAAAAACAAACGAAGAUAUAGAAGUAGCCGCCGAAUACCUAAACACCAGCAUAGUAAACGCUAUCCGUUCUUCUACACCUAUCAAGAGCUUCAACAAUAAACACGAAUAUCCCCACUACAUAUUAAAAAAAAAUCAUAGAAAAACGCAGACUUAG